AUGCCGUAUUCGGUAAUUUGCAUCCUAUUGGUCUCAUUGGACAGUCGAUUCCGCAAAAAAGCUAAACAAUACCGCCUCCACACGUGCCAGCACUGCGAGACCUUCAUCGUAGACACUGCCAAGGCCGAGGCCUCCAAGAAUCGCGAAACCAACCUGGGUCUCUUUCACAUCCCCGGAGCACAGAUUUUCAAAGCAACGUCGGACGACUGCGCACUCUUUCAACCCUGCGUUGUCACUCUUGAGAAGGAUCUCAUACCUCGGACGCUAGUGAAAGUUGUGAAUGAGGAUGUUGCUCGUCAGUUCACUCUCGUCGUUACGAUUUGGUACAUUCGCAGGGCAGAUGGUAGCCAUGAAAUGACUAUAGAGGGGGCUUGGAGGCGAAAUGGUCCUCCGGAGAGUUGGCUGUCGAUGGGCGUAACGAGGUUUAGCCUAUGGCCUCAUAAGGAUGCUUCUUGCGGGAACAAAUUCACGUCGCACGCUGUUCAGCCGACCGUCAGUUCCGAGAAAGCGUUCACGAACAUGCAAACGUCGUUGGAUGAAUGCUUGAGCUCUCAUGCUGAGUGCACUCGGACUUCCUUGCCACCCCCCUCUCGACUUGUGGAUGUUCAAAACCUCCGCCUAGUCGAUUCAGCUCCCAUAGGUAGCCCGACCUGGGCCGCCUUGUCUUACUGCUGGGGUGGCCCUCAAAAGGCUCAGACGACCAGCCAAAACGUCAAGAACCGCUAUCAGUCCAUCGACUUUGACGAUAUGCCACUGACUCUACGCGAUUCCAUCCGUACAUGCCGCGAAUUAAACCUCCCAUAUCUCUGGAUAGACUCGAUCUGUAUCAUCCAGGAUGACGAAAACGACAAAGCUCGAGAGAUCAACAAGAUGCCCGAAGUCUAUCAAGGAGCCCUUAUUACUUUAUCAGCGUCUUGCGCCACCACCUGCCACGGAGGGUUCCUACAUGACAGACUUCAUCCAGCUCCAGGAGUAGCAUUGCCAAUCAGAGGCCCUGAAGGAGAUUACAACAUUAUUCAGGCUGUCAAGUGGAAGGGUCCCGUAGACGAGCCCAUCGACACAAGAGCAUGGACCUUUCAGGAACAGGCUCUAUCUGAGAGGAUCAUCGACUAUGGGAGUCAAAGAGCCUCAUACUUUUGCAACAGCUCUGGCAAGAAACACCGCUUUGGGACGCUGCCUUCGCCAACUGAUGACCUUCUGCGAGUGGAGUGGGCAAACACAGUGGCAAAGUAUUCGGCGCGUCAGUUGACAUUCGCCAGUGAUAGACUGAAUGCUGUCGCAGCUGUGGCGAGUCGGUUCGCCGAAGCGGCCGGUCUAUCGUCGUCCGACAUCUUGGAGGCUGAAGUCAAAGUUGGGAAUGCUCUAUUGCCUUUCGGAAGUGUCGCAAGCAGCCGCAUCACCAUCAACGGCCCUCUGGUCCACACAACGCUCAAGCUUUCAUCCGGAGAGGCUCGCUUUCGCCACGACGGUGGUGGCGAGCACUCGGUGGAGCUCUUUCUGGAUAAGGAAGAGAAGAUAAAAGCAAAGUCCAUGUCGGUCUGGUUGCUAGAGCUGCUAUUUCACUUGGGGCCAGAAAACAGCAUGGGACCUGGGAGUGAUACCCGGUUCGGAUUGAUACUUAAAUCGACAGGACAGGGGCAGUUCACGAGGAUCGGGAUAUACAGUGAGUGGAUUCCCCAGGAUAUCCCCGUAGCCAACCACAAGCCUCGCAAUGAUAUGUGCAAACGGUGCAAGGAGAUUUCUGGUACAGCGGUUUCCAAGGUCGAGCUUGUUUAA
Messenger RNA from Fusarium vanettenii 77-13-4, 1776 nucleotides. RefSeq lists its product as uncharacterized. Lineage: Eukaryota; Fungi; Ascomycota; Sordariomycetes; Hypocreales; Nectriaceae. The coding region runs from base 1 to 1776 and encodes 591 amino acids. The transcript has 5 exons. The record is from RefSeq and is a predicted model, not a curated record.